GCAUCAUUCUCAGGCGGGUGGCGGCCCUCGCCGCCGCGGUGCGGGGCCUCGGGGAAUCGGCCCCGAGCUGGGCGUCGAGCUGGCCGGCCAGCCGAGGAAGCCAGGAAGAGGAGGCGGGCCGGAGGGACGAGGAAGGAGGAGGAGGAGGAAGGAGGAGGAGGAGGAGGACACGGGGCACGGUCGUCUCCAGCGCUUCGCUGCGUCGGCCGUGCUCCCUCGGCUCUGUGCGGCUGGCCGCAGGGGGCCGCCAGGGCGGGGCCUCCCCUCCGCGGGGGAGGCCCGCGGCCGGCCGCAGGCCCUCCGGGCGGGAGCCAUUGGGCAGGACGGCGCGGAGGCUGCUGCAAGGCAGUGCCGAGCGGGAUUUUGCCUUGCGUGCGCUUGAGACCAACCGAGUCCGCGUGCGCUCAGCCUCCGACGCGUCCGUCGCGACUGUUAACCCCCGAGGGGGCAGCCUGGCUCACCGGGCCGAGGCGCCGCCGAGAGCCUUCACCCCUGCGGGGCGUCCUCCUCGGACGCCCCGCAGGGUGGUCUCGGGAGGGGGGGGCAGGGACCGGGCUGCGGGCGUCACCUUCAACAAAGGGACACACUUAAAAAUAAACGACAUGCUCUUGCUGCACCGAAUUGCAUGUUUGUCUUGCCCGGUUCAGCUGGCUGGCGCCGAGUAGUCUCUUGAAAAAGUUAAGCUGCCACUCGACCAAGCUAGUAUACUCGGGAUCAGCCUAGUCCCAACGCGGCUUGUGAUCCCAGACGUCCAGCGUCCAGACAAAAACCAAGACUGGGACAAGACUACUCUCCCGGACGUCCAGAGUCCAUUUCUCUCCGC
Messenger RNA from Prorocentrum cordatum, 823 nucleotides. NCBI's taxonomy places the organism in Eukaryota, Dinophyceae, Prorocentrales, Prorocentraceae. The record is from the annotation of a GenBank genome assembly.